CGCGCAACUUGACAUCUUUACAACUCCUUCAUCACACACAAUCCAUCAACAUCACCAUGGACGAAAACACCCUCUUUGCCAUCCGCAAUCUUUUUUACUCGGGUAACUACAACCAAGUCGUCGCCGAUACCACCUCGUCCAAGACCCGUACCUCCGCCAACCAGGCAACAGCCCACCAGCUUGACCUCUUUCUUUUCCGGUCACUGAUCGCUACUAAGGACUAUGCUCGUGUGGCACAGGAAAUCACAGAGUCCCAUGGCCUAGGACUCCAGGCACUGAAGGCACAGGCUGUUUACUUGGACGCCGUUCAGUCGGCUGACUCUGCAGGACGUGAUGCAGCCCUAGCACAUUUGAGAGAAUUGCUCCAGGUUCAUUCACCCGAUGAUCCUCAGCCUGAAGUCACGGCGCUGGAGGUCAAGGUCGUAGUAGGACAGGUCCUGGCAUCCGAAGGUCUGGUCGAAGAGGCAUUAACUGUCCUAUUGCCCCAUAAUAACCAUCUUGAAAGUGUGGCGGUCGUCGUUCAAAUCUAUCUGCAAAUGAACCGCGUUGAUCUGGCCAAAAAGGAAGUGGAGGCUUGCAAAUCAUGGGCUGAGGACGCUAUGUUAGCUCAAUUGAUGGAGGCCUGGGUGGGUCUCCGUGUCGGAGGAGGCGAUCGUUACCAGAAUGCGUACUACAUUUACGAGGAGAUCGCCACCUCAAGCACAUCACCUACGGUCAAGUCGCUAGUCGGAGAGGCCGCUUGUAAUAUUCAGAUGGGACAAUAUUCAGAGGCGCAUGGUAUUUUGCAAGAGGCUCUUUCCAAGGAACCCACCAACACGGACGCAAUUGUGAACCUGAUCGUUCUGUCAACUUUGAUGAGCAAACCCACAGAGGAUAUCAGUGCCCUUGUCCAGCAAUUGCAGAGCGUGGCGCCCAAUCACUCGUACUUGCAGGACUUGGAUCUGAAGUCGAGCCUUUUUGACCGCGCCGCUCAGCGUUUUGCCGUCGCUUAAGAUGACCUCGGGCUAGGAUAUCAAAAUGGACAUAGGGCUGGGCAUUAAUAUGGACGCCUGUACGAGCGUGUACAGUAAAAAAACAGGGUGCACAAUGGAUCUAUGAUACCAAUGGAAGCAGUAGCAAGGAUGAGCAAACCGGACUUCGCUAUAUAACGUCGCAGAAACAUUGUCCUCCCAAUAAAACAUACAGAUAUAUAUUGUCGUUCGGA
This is a messenger RNA of Gamsiella multidivaricata, 1204 nucleotides long. Its product is annotated as coatomer epsilon subunit-domain-containing protein. The transcript has 4 exons. NCBI's taxonomy places the organism in Eukaryota, Fungi, Mortierellomycota, Mortierellomycetes, Mortierellales, Mortierellaceae. Gene Ontology annotation, biological process: intra-Golgi vesicle-mediated transport; endoplasmic reticulum to Golgi vesicle-mediated transport; retrograde vesicle-mediated transport, Golgi to endoplasmic reticulum. The record is from RefSeq and is a predicted model, not a curated record. Gene Ontology annotation, molecular function: protein binding; structural molecule activity. Bases 57 to 992 code for a protein of 311 amino acids. Gene Ontology annotation, cellular component: COPI vesicle coat.